AGCAGGUUCCCUGGCCUUACGUUGGAUCCUCGCUUCCAAACAAUGGACAACAGUCCUCUGCAGGUGUUGACUGUUCCUACAGCCCCCUACCCUGACCAGAGGCCCGGCACCAGCGGCCUCAGGAAGAAGGUCUUUGUUUUCCAGUCCAGGAGGAACUACCUGCACAACUUCAUCCAGAGUAUCUUCUCCUCCAUCGACCUUCGCGACCGCCAGGGUUCGACAGUAGUGGUGGGGGGAGACGGACGCUUCUUUAAUCGGACUGCGAUUGAGGUCAUUGUGCAGAUGGCAGCUGCCAACGGGGUGGGUCGGCUGAUUGUGGGUCACCACGGGAUCAUGUCCACGCCGGCCAUCUCCUGUGUGAUCAGGAAGUACAAAGCCAUCUGUGGGAUCAUCCUCACCGCCAGCCAUAACCCUGGUGGAGCCAAUGGAGACUUUGGUAUCAAGUUCAACACUGCUAAUGGAGGACCGGCCCAGGAGGACGUCACGAACAGGAUUUUUCAGAUCAGCAGAACCAUCGAGGAGUUCGCGAUCUGCCCCAGACUCCGAGUGGAUCUGACCACGCUGGGAAAGCAGUCGUUUGACCUGGAGAACAAGUUCAAGCCCUUCAAAGUGGACGUUGUGGACUCUGUGGAGUCGUACGCUAACCUGCUGAGGAACGUCUUCGACUUUGCUGCUCUGAAGGAGCUUCUGUCCGGACAGAACCACAUCCGGAUACGAUUGGAUGCCAUGCACGGAGUGAUGGGACCGUAUGUGAGGCGAAUACUGUGUGAGGAGUUGGGCUGUCCGGCCAAUUCUGCCAUUAACUGUGUGCCACUAGAGGACUUUGGGGGCCAACACCCGGAUCCUAACCUCACCUAUGCUGCAGACCUUGUAGACAGCAUGAGAGAUGGAGAGUAUGAUUUAGGGGCGGCUUUCGAUGCCGAUGGGGAACGGAACAUGAUCCUCGGUAAACACGGUUUCUUCGUGACCCCCUCUGACUCUCUGGCUGUGAUUGCUGACAACAUCUUCUGCAUCCCGUACUUCCAGCACACAGGGGUGACCGGCUUCGCCCGCAGCAUGCCCACGAGCGCGGCUCUGGACAGAGUAGCCAAGGCAACAAAAAUAGAGCUAUAUGAGACUCCCACCGGGUGGAAGUACUUUGGAAACCUGAUGGAUGCAGGACGUCUGUCUUUGUGUGGAGAGGAAAGCUUCGGCACAGGUGGAGACCACAUUCGGGAGAAGGACGGCCUGUGGGCCGUGCUGGCCUGGCUCUCCAUCCUGGCCACUAGAAAGCAGAGCGUGGAGGAUGUUCUUAGGGGCCAUUGGCUUAAAUAUGGAAGAAACUACUUCACCAGAUAUGACUAUGAGAAUGUAGACAUAGAUGCAGCUUGUGAGAUGAUGGAGGACUUGGAGAUUAUGAUUUCUGACAAGUCAUUUGCAAAGCAGAGAUUUGCUGUGGAAGACAAAAUCUACCAAGUGGAAAAGGCAGACAGCUUUGAAUACACAGACCCAGUGGAUCUCACAAUCUCCAGGAACCAGGGUCUGCGGAUAAUCUUCUCUGACGGCUCUCGAGUCAUUUUCAGACUCAGUGGGACGGGGAGUGAAGGGGCCACAGUUCGAAUCUACAUCGACAGCUACGAGAGGGAACAUGUUUUCGAAGACACACAGGUGAUGCUGGCACCGCUGGCAACCAUCGCUUUGAAGAUUUCCCAGCUCCAUCACAGAACAGGUCGCAAGGGCCCCUCAGUCAUCACAUGACUCAUCUGCAAUACUUCUCCAUCGCUACAUCGCUGUAGCAGUGUCCUUUUGUUUCAUAUUACAAUUCUGUCUUGUUUUUGUAUUAACUGAACUAACUACUGUAUAUUUUAAACUGCAACAGCUUAACAUGCAUUUGAAUUGAGGCUCUAUAUUGGGUGACCUUUUCUGUAAAACAAUAAAAAGCUUCUUUUCUCGGUUA
Messenger RNA from Betta splendens (Siamese fighting fish), 1936 nucleotides. Its product is annotated as phosphoglucomutase-1-like. Gene Ontology annotation, cellular component: cytosol. Lineage: Eukaryota; Metazoa; Chordata; Actinopteri; Anabantiformes; Osphronemidae. The coding region runs from base 43 to 1737 and encodes 564 amino acids. Gene Ontology annotation, biological process: carbohydrate metabolic process. The transcript is spliced from 11 exons. Gene Ontology annotation, molecular function: phosphoglucomutase activity; magnesium ion binding. The record is from RefSeq and is a predicted model, not a curated record.